Messenger RNA from Corticium candelabrum, 1218 nucleotides. RefSeq names its product delta-like protein B. Gene Ontology annotation, cellular component: membrane. Gene Ontology annotation, biological process: cell communication. The transcript has 7 exons. The record is from RefSeq and is a predicted model, not a curated record. The coding region runs from base 1 to 1218 and encodes 405 amino acids. Lineage: Eukaryota; Metazoa; Porifera; Homoscleromorpha; Homosclerophorida; Plakinidae. Gene Ontology annotation, molecular function: calcium ion binding.
AUGACUGUUUAUCAAAUGGAACAAAGAGUUGCCUUCCAGGAUGGACAAAUCCACAAACGAUUGUACUACAGGAUGUCUGUUGAAGUUUCUACUGCACUUGCUACUUUUCCGGGUGAAUUCUUUCUUGUUCCAGUGACUUGGGUGCACGGCCACUUUCCAAAUAUUGUACAGAUUAUAGAGAUGCCAAGAGGCGGCCAUUUUGCAGCCAUGGAAGAACCAGAACUGCUGGCCAAGGAUGUUAGUGGGGACGGUCGACUACAAGUAAAAUUUAAACAGCUCAGCAGCCCAUUUAGCUCAAGAGAUUUUAACGCUGACUGUUGUGACGGUCAGGUGGCUCCACGUUGCCGUCGUGUGUGUCUUCCAAAGUUUAAGAUAUGUUACAAAGGAGGAACAUCAAGUGGAAGCUGCUUACAAACAAUUGAAACAGGAUUCUACAAUCCAAUUAUACAACCAGUAAGCUCUCUAGUUAUAUUUACUGACAAUGAUGGAACUUUCAACUUUAGCGUCAACGCAUCAGCUCCGGAUCAACAUUAUAUUCAAGUAGAGGUGAUCGAUACUUCACUAAAACUAAUAGACAUAAUCGAUAUAUCAGCGGCUUCCAGUUUGAUAAGUCAGACAUCAGACUUUACUGGUUCACGUGCAACUCUUCCAAUAACAUUGACAGUAGAGUGGCAGUUGUUCUGUGACAAAAACUGGUAUGACAACGAUUGUGGUGAAUACUGUGUGGUUCAAGACACAGCAAUCCCACCAGCCCAUUACACAUGCAACACAACAACGGGACAAAGGAUAUGCCUUGCAGGUUAUGAGAAUUCAGACAGAAACUGUUCAACCGAAAUUAAUGAGUGUGAAUCGACUCCUUGUCAAAAUGGAGCUACAUGUCAUGAUGAUCUACGAAGGUACAGUUGUCAGUGUCCCAACUACUACACUGGAGGUCACUGUGAGACAGCAAUUUUUUGUUCAUCUUCUCCAUGUGAGAACAACGGCACAUGUCAAGACUUAACCAACUCGUACAAAUGCACGUGCCAUCGUGAUUACACAGGAACAAACUGUGAAACACAUAUAGACGACUGUGCAUCUUAUCCUUGCCAAAAUGGGGGCCAAUGCAAUGAUGGCACUCUCAGCUACCAGUGUGACUGUAAGGAUGGCUAUACAGGCAUACACUGUGAAACAGGUACAAACUGGAACUUGAAUGCUAACAGUUUUGAAAUGCAUUCAUAA